CAAGAAUAUUGGUGAAUAUCUCAAGUUCUCAUCCUUGGGUUGCUAAGCUUCACGAAUCAUCAUCGUAUGGUGUUUCUGGGUAGCAGCAAUCAUGCUCUUUCUUUCCUUUCAUCCUUCUCUGUUUCCAAAUUCAUAUUCUCGCUUUCACAUUUCCUCUUCUCUGCCCCCAAACUCCAACAAUGGCCAUAAUCAUCAACGCACUUCACCUUCUCAAGUUCCCAUCAAAUCCCCCACUCCUCCAUGGAUGAAGGUUCCUCUUCUUCUUCAACCCCACGAGCUCGUUGACCUCUCCAACCCCAAAUCCAAGAAGUUCAAGCCGGAAAAACACGAACUUUCUGAUAAAGCUUUGAUGGGCAAAGAGGUAAGAGGGAAGAGGGCCAUGAAGAAGAUUGUGGACAGGGUGGAAAAGCUUCACAAGACUCAGAAUUCAAAUGAAACUCGAGUUGAUUCCCUCAAUGUUGAAAACUUUGGAGGGUAUUUGGAAAUUUUGAAGGAAAAUGAGGAGGUUAGGAGUAAGGGGAGAAUGCCGUGGGAGAAGGAUGAGAAGUUUGGUUUUGUGAAAGUGAAAAGGGAAAAAGCUGUCACUGCUGCGGAGUUGACUCUUGAUAAGGCCCUGCUUCGAAGGUUGAGGAAUGAAGCUGCAAGAAUGAGAACAUGGAUCAAGGUUAAGAAAGCUGGUGUUACACAAGAUGUUGUGGAUCAGAUUAAAAGGACUUGGAGGAGAAAUGAGCUUGCCAUGAUUAAAUUUGAUAUCCCUUUGUGCCGGAACAUGGAUAGAGCUCGAGAAAUUGUUGAGACAAAGACUGGAGGCUUGGUUGUUUUGAGUAAGAAGGAUUUUCUUGUGGUUUACCGAGGAUGCAAUCAUCAGUUGACCACUAAAGGUUCUCCUAGUCUAAGAACAAACCAUUAUGAAAUGAAUAGGGUGGAAUUAGCUACCAAAGGUGAUAUUUGCCGGGUUGAAUCCAACCACAGUUCGAGUGAGACGCUGAGCUGGAAUGCUGAUCAUAAGGAUUCUAUAUCAACUGGCAUCCAAGAUGUGAAUUGUCAACUGGUCAAUGGAUCAUUGUAUGAGAGGGAAACUGAGAGAUUAUUGGACGGCUUAGGCCCUCGCUUUAUUGAUUGGUGGAUGCACAAGCCACUUCCAGUAGAUGCUGACUUACUUCCUGAAGAGGUUCCUGGAUUUCAGCCUCCAUUUCGGCUUUGUCCACCUCAUUCUAGUGCUAAACUAACUGAUUAUGAACUAACAUACUUCAGGAAGCUGGCUCAAUCUUUACCAACUCAUUUUGUCCUUGGAAGGAACAAAGGACUCAAGGGCUUAGCUUCAGCUAUCUUAAAGUUGUGGGAGAAGAGUCUUAUAGCAAAAAUUGCUAUCAAGUAUGGAAUUCCAAAUACUGACAAUGAAAUGAUGGCCAAUGAACUGAAGUGUCUCACUGGAGGAGUUCUGUUGUUGCGCAACAAGUUUUACAUAUUACUCUAUAGGGGAAAUGAUUUCCUUCCAAGAAGUGUUGCAUCUUUGGUGGAAAAGAGAGAAUUGGAGCUUAAAAGUCGCCAACUUCACGAAGAAGUUGCACGGAUGAAAGCAAUUCAAGCCUUUUCUCCUAUUGAUGAAGUGCCACUAGACACUAGUACAAGUGGAACUUUAACAGAAUUUAGGAAAAUCCAAACAAAGCUUGAGGAUACAAAAAGUGUAAACGUAGAUUCAAACAUUCAACUGGAAGCAGAAAUAUGUAGACUGGAGAAGGAAUUGAAAGAGGAACAGCGCAGAGCAUUCAUUCUUAACAAGAAAAUAAAGAGAUCAGAGAGGGAAUUAUCAAAGUUAAAUGCUGCAUGGACGCCUAGUGAGCAGGAUACUGACUUGGAAAUAAUGACAGAUGAAGAGAGAGAAUGUUUUCGAAAGAUAGGAUUGAAGAUGCAAAGUUCCUUACUGCUCGGCAGGCGUGGAAUCUUUGAUGGUGUAUUGGAAGGCCUACAUCAGCAUUGGAAACACAGAGAAGUGGUGAAGGUAAUUACGAUGCAGAAACUAUUCAGUCAAGUCAUCAACACUGCAAAAGUGCUGGAGACAGAAAGUGGUGGAAUUUUAGUUUCAGUUGAUAAACUAAAAGAGGGCCAUGCUAUUAUUAUUUACCGUGGAAAAAACUAUAAACGGCCUUCAAUAAAGUUAGCAAAAAAUCUUCUAACCAAAAGAGAAGCUUUGCGGAGAUCUCUUGAAAUGCAGAGAAUUGGAUCGAUGAAGUUUUUUGCUCAUCAGAGAGAGCAGGCAAUCUCUGAGUUAGAGGUAAAACUGGCAGACCUGCAGCAGAAAAAGGAAAUUGAGCUGAGAGAAUUUGCAAAUUAAUGCAUACAUGUCUAAGACAUUUAUCAUGCUGCAACUUCUCUCUAGUUGUCUUGUUGACAAUAGACAAGACAUGAGAAAUUUGACAAACAUUGUAGUAAGCACAGCAUGUUUUGCAAUUCCUUUCCAGAGAAUCGAAGUGGCACCUGCUGUAUGGAUCUGGAAAAUUUGAAACAACAGUUCUGCAUGUAGGAAAUCGCAUGCACAACCUGGAACUUUGAGCAAGGUAUAUUGUGAAAAUUUAUUUUUUUCCCGUUGCAGAAAUCAAGUGUUUACUUCAUGAGAGUGAAGUGCUUUUCACUUAUGUUCAACCACUAUCAUCUUUCUUUAAGUUGAAGCUGAAUCUUUUGAAGAGGCAUAGCUUGCAUGUAGAAGUUCAAAAAUACUUCUACAAGGUUGUUCUGACCAUGAAAUAUUCUAUAACAUUUAUAACAGAGAAACUUGACUACCUCUAGCAUACAAUUAAGAAGCUGCUUAAGAUGAAGGACACAUUACUAACAUUACGGACAUGUAUUGUAUACAACUUGUUAAAGCCACUGAAAUUUCUGGUGUCUUGGAGUAUUUUGUGAUUUGUCAUUUGUCAUUUUUAUUUUAUUCUUUAUGCAGUAGUUAUUGUGUUUUCAGUCUAAAGUGCAAUGAGUUAAGCUUUGUAAUUAAGUUGGGCGGGUGGCUCAUUAAGAUGUUACGUAGAAGUAACUUACGCUCUGUUUUGUAAGCCAUAUUGUAUCAGAAACAAAUGCAUUUUGCUGUAUGAAUGAAAACUUUUCACGUUUCUAAUAUCCAAAA
Messenger RNA from Glycine soja, 3118 nucleotides. Its product is annotated as chloroplastic group IIA intron splicing facilitator CRS1, chloroplastic. Gene Ontology annotation, molecular function: mRNA binding. The transcript is spliced from 9 exons. Gene Ontology annotation, biological process: RNA splicing, via transesterification reactions. Bases 92 to 2335 code for a protein of 747 amino acids. NCBI's taxonomy places the organism in Eukaryota, Viridiplantae, Streptophyta, Magnoliopsida, Fabales, Fabaceae. The record is from RefSeq and is a predicted model, not a curated record.